This is a messenger RNA of Colletotrichum karsti, 1266 nucleotides long. Its product is annotated as reverse transcriptase domain protein. The record is from RefSeq and is a predicted model, not a curated record. Bases 1 to 1266 code for a protein of 421 amino acids. NCBI's taxonomy places the organism in Eukaryota, Fungi, Ascomycota, Sordariomycetes, Glomerellales, Glomerellaceae. The transcript has 4 exons.
AUGGAGACUUACGCCUCAACACUUGCUGGAAGAUCGUUCCGAAGCCUAAUGGCAAUAGUUGCGAGGUUCGACCUUGAGACCCUGCAGCUAGACGCUGUGAACGCCUUCACCAACGCAACACUCGAUGAGACAGUCUACGUCUGGUUUCCACCUGGAUUCAGCAGACCUGGAUACUGCCUCAUACUCCGGAAAGCCUUAUAUGGACUCAGAAGAAGUCCAUUACUAUGGCAAAAGAGCAUCGACACCACCCUCAAGUCACUUGGACUAGCCCCUCUAGAUGAGGACGACUGUGUCUAUGUGGGAAAAGGCAUCACGGUUUUUAUCUUUGUGGAUGACAUCGCAAUUAUCUACAGGAAGAGACACAUGCACACAGCGAAAGAUAUCGUCAGCGGCCUCAAAGCAGCAUAUGAAAUGAAAGAGUUAGGAGAACUCAACGUUUUCCUAGGCAUAAGGAUUAUCAGAGACCGCAAGGAGCGCAAGCUCUGGCUCAGCCUCGACAACUACAUCAGCAAGAUCUGCGAUGACUUCCAGGGCAAACUCCACCGAUGCAUCAAGCAAGCUGAUGGCCAGCCUCUUGAGCUAUCGUUCGCCUACACUUGCAAGACGGUUGCAGCUGAGAUGAAACUUCUCACACUAGGUGUAAACACCAUCACAUUCUCGACUUUCUUUUCCGAUGAUCUCUGCUUCCUCGCGGGCACCUUUUCCAAGCUGCGAACAGAUUUUCUCGACAACCUCCGAAGUACCAUCUUUCACUACAGCGGGGACAGCAUGAUCGGUCGAGUUUACAGCGAACUUGCUGCGACUUAUCCGCAGUUCGUUCCUGUCCUGGAUCACAUCAAGAAGGUGACGAACAGAAAGGACCCGCACAACAUCCCGGACAAUUACGGCGAAGCACUUUCAUCCUACCGCGAGUUUGUCAAGCAUGCACUGCAACUCGCAUCGACGCACUACAAAGGCGCUCGUCCCGAGGACAUUCGUCGAAUUGACCCCUUGCGCAUCGUACACUGCUCAGUUCAGCCUUGGGACAUACCUUCCUACGAUAACGUCAUGGAACUGGCUUCCUACUUCAAUCCCAGCCGAAGCGCCGAGCAGCUGGCCAAGUUCCUGGGGGACUCGAGAAUCCCCUUCUUCGCGUUGAACGUCGAGUCAACCUAUGGCGGAAUGUAUUCCAGCCGGAUCAAGGAGCUGAAGACCCUCACGCUAGAGUCUUUGACCCGUUCCUCGGCGAGAGAGACGAGGAUAUCAGUCUGGGACCCAGACAAAUAA